GUUUCCUGUAGCAAAAGGUUACCUACAUUAACGUUGUGGGUAUCAUACGAUCGGCACAGUACAUAACGGAUAGUCAUCGCGAACGAUCGAAUUAUUCCGAUUUCUGUAUUUGUCGGUCCCCGCGAAUUCGCGAUAUUAUAAUCAGCCGUUUCACGUGAACGUUCAAAUGGCCGCUGCCUUCGUUUAAAAAAAAAACAACGAGAUAUUUAAUAAAAUUUAAUCGUACCUAAACUGUUUUAUAUAUAUAUAUAUUUUUUUUUUACGAAUCCUAGUCACGGCUUUGGAAUGUAUUCUGUGGUGAUAAUAUCGUUGUGCGGGUUAGUUGCCACAUAUGGCCAAAUUACCUACCAAGAGCCGUCCGUAGUACCUUCAGUGGUGAGUUUGGACGAUGCCGACACACCGAGUGCGUGGAUAUCAGAUCUGCUUUAUCAAGGGUUAGCUAACUUUUCCGUCCGGAAUGUCGGUAGCACGGCUUGCCGCCGACAGACGGAAAUGUACGAAAGGAAUCUACAAAAUUACACCAGUUGGGCGGUUAGAAGUGAGCAUCUAUAUUACAUACCUAUUAAUUGUUUAUAUUAAUAAAAGAAAAACGUGUCUGUCUAUUCGUGACCCACAGUCAAAUCUAUCGUAGGUGCGCAGAGGUCUGAAAAUUUACAUUCAGAAAAGGAUGGAGAGGUGGGUAAAAUCCCUUAUAAAUGGACUUUGUAAUUUAAUCUCUAAGAUUUAUAGACAGUGAUCAAAUUAAAUAAUGAAAUAUAAAUAAAAUAAUUUAUAUUAUAUUAAAAUAUAGUUAGUAAAGAAUAAACUAAUAACAUGAGUCCAAGUAUCAUUAUUAAUAACACAUAUCAAAUUACAGUUUAUAUACUUUAUUAUUUUAUAUUAAUAUUAUGUAAUUUAGAUUAAAAAAAAAUUUAAGUCCGAAAUUCAGCCAUUUAAAACCCUGCCCAACAAGAUUGGAUAAAUAAGUCCGUGUGCACUUGGAAGCUGGACAUCGAAUUCAAAUUCUAGUGGCAGAUAUAUGAGUUUUGGUAUUUUUCGUACAUAAAUUGAAAUCCAUUUGCGAUUUAUUCAUAUAAAAGAAAAAUAAAUUUCAAUUUCUUAAAACUAACACACGUUCUACGUCGAAACACAGAUACUACAAAAAGUAUAAUAUAAACUUGAUGUAGACUUGAAUCAACGGUUUGAUUAGUUAUCUUUUUUAAAAUCGAAAAAUCACGGAGACGAUUAUAAGUUAUCAAUAACAUUUUUUAUCAUAAUAAAUUGCAAAAGUAUUACAUUAAAUAAAAAUAAACUUCAUGAUUCUAAUGCGUUUUUUGAAAUUAUUUGUAAGUACUUCCUUUAAUAAUAUUGGAAAACAAAUAAAAAAUUGGUGGAAAGUUUAGGUAGGUUGGACACAUAAAGUUAUCAAUGCAUAUUGAUACAAAUGAAAUGGGUCAAUGUUAUAUAUGUUUUGAAAUGCCAUAAUUUUUACGUUUUUCGCUAAAAUUUGUUCUUAAAACUCUAACAAACAAAAAAAGGCUACAUUAUGCUCACCAUUUUUUUUUUUGACCACUGAAUACAACUUAAAUAAGAUACAUAUAUAAUAAGAUAUACAUAUUAUAUAUCUUAUACAGGGUCUUUCAAAUUGCAUAACAUAUUACAAUUUUUCAUGAGUUACUUAUUUUUUUAAUAAACUUACUCAUUUAAAAACUUUUUAUAAUCAUAUUUUUUAAAAUGUUAUAUUCUUAUUUCUCUCACCUUUAUUUUCGGGGGUAAAUCGGCUACCUACUUUUAUUUUCAAAUAUCAACUUAUAUUAAAAAUUCCAGAGACGGAGUAUUAGAUUAAAUACAUUUUGGUGUUGGUAUUUUUGAUUUUCGUCAACCCGCUGAUUAAAAAAUAAUUCCAAUUUCAAGUUUAGGUAGGGGAGAGUAGCGGAGCAAUAUUUAAAAUAUAUCUUCUUGCCCAAACUUAAAGUGAAUAUCUUGUCAAUGGGUUGACGGAAAUCAAAAACUUUAACACCAACAUUUAUUUUAACUAAUACUUCAUAUAUUUAUGGAAUUUUUAGUAUCAACUAUAAGUUACUAUUUGAAAAUCAAAAAAAUAUAACCAUUUUAACACCAAAAAAGAUUACGGUGAAACUCUAUUAUUGAGUCAUCAAAUAGAUUGUAUUUAUAGGACUUAGGUAUAUAUUAUGAGCUAAAAAUUACAAUGCUCAAUAUCACAAAAAUAUUAUAAUUUAUAAAUAACAUCAUGAUAUUUUGUUCAAUCAUGAAGUACGCUAUCUUAAAAAUAUGAAAAUAUAUGCACAUUAAGAUAUUCCAUUUGUACUAAUUGUAUUUGUUUCAAUUGGUAUACUGUUUGAUCGCCGUAAAACUAUGACUAAUUUUUAAAUAUUCGUCAAUGAUAAAUUUAUUAUUUAUAAUUAAUUUUUUAUUUCAUUACAAACUGCAAAUGCAUGUUUUACUCUACAUCAUAAACCAAUAAAAAUUCAAUAGGUAGAAAAAACCUGGGAGGGUUUUGGGGAGACUAUUGAAUUUUCUUUUUUUUUGAGGGGGGGGGCUUAUGCGCCUACGAGUCUUAAGAGUUUUUUGUACUAUAAAAAUUUAAAACAUUUUUUUUCAAAUUUGUUUUAUGAAGUACCUAGGUAGAUCGAACUUUAUUCGUAGAUAUAUUUUAUUAAACUCAAUAAAUGAAGAAUUUAAAAUGUAUUUCAGUGGCAGAAUCGUGGGAUCGACGUCCGGUUGGUAUACUCGCAGGCAACAGGUAUCAUUUAGGUGUUUAUGAUGAAUGUGUUGACAUAGAAUUUCCUGUAAGGGGGCAGUAUUGCAUACCUGAAGUAAAUAUAGUUACAGCGACGGGAAAAGAUUUCAGAUUUAACAGAACAGAUGACAUGAAUUACUAUGGCAUCAACCACGCUUGGAACACCAUAUUAGGGGUACGUUAAAUUAUUUCGUUAACAAUGUAUUAGAUAUUAUAUUUAAUAAUUGAUUAGUAAUAUUUUGUAUGAAAUCUUAGUAAGUAAUAUGAGUAAUAAAGAAAAAUACAAUUUGUAAUAUUAUAUGUAUUUUAUUAGUCGUAAAAAAAAAGGGAAAAGAAACAAAUAGAUAUUAGCAAUAUUAAAAUUAAUAAGAAUACUAUUAUAGUGUAAUAGUACUAUAAUAGUUCUUCACGUGAAAAAUUUUUCAAUGUUGUAAAAAUACAAUACAAUACUUGCAGUAUACGUAUGCAGUGUCAAAUGAAAACUGUUAGCAAUUUACUAUACUUAUACCUAUUAUUCGUUAUAAGUUAUAACAAAUCCGUUAUUUGAUUGAAAGAAGUUGUCCUCCCCAACAAGUAUUAAAUGUGUAAGUGUAGUUUAUAUUGUAUUUUUCUAAUGUCCCUCUUUAAAAUUAAAAGAAAAUAAAAUAAUAUUUUAUGAAUAAAUAUUAUCUCUUAUACGAGUUGAAAAUUUUAUAUUCUAAACACUGGUUCAAGGAGGGGGUGUCAUAUUGGGAAUUACCUAACUUAAAAAUUGAUAGUUAAUUAUUAUAUUUGACAACCUAAUAAUUAUCGGCGAUAGAAAAUUACUUUUAUAAUGGAAAAUAUUCAUAAAUCAUAAUAAUAAUGUAAUAAUGUGUUAUGCAAUUUUUACUGGACCUUCCAGUCAUUAUGGUGAUACCGAUUUAGUUGCGUAUUAGGUAUAUCGAUAUCUUCAAGUUAAUCAUCAUUGCGAUAUUUCAUAGAACGAUUGACGAACACUGAGUUUUGUAUAUAUACAAUAUUAUUGUUACAAAUAAUGUGUAAGGCUAUGUAACGUUUGGUGGAUGGUGUUUGAAUUUAUAACAAUUAACUCUUCAAUUCCCAUUUUUUUUCACACAAAAAAUAUCCUAAACUAAUUUUGAUAUGCUGAAUUUUGGAAAAAUAAUUUUAAAACGCCUGUAUUUGAGCUUCUGUAUAAGCUUAUUAAAAAUUUUUACUUUUAUAACUAAAGUACUAAAACAAAAUUAAGUAUAACUACUGCGUAAUUAAUUAUUUGUGUGUAAUAAAUGACUAAAAUACUUUAUAUAUACCUUACAAUAAUUUUAAGUUUCAUCUCCGGUGAUUUAAGAUAGUAUUUUUCACUCAAAACAUAUGUUAUAAAUCAAGAAAAUAAAAACCACUCUAGAGAAAAAUCACCAAUUAACGUUAUCGAGUUUGAAACAUGUUAAAAAACGGGAAUUGAUGUGCGUAUCGAUAUAAAAACAUAAAUUAGUGUCUGAACUGUUCGUUAGAUAGUGUAACGCAUUUUUUGUAAUCCGUAUGUAGCGUAGAAACAUAUUAUUUUAACAUAUUGCAUACUUGCAAUAAUAGGUAUUGAAGAGUUAAAAUGUUGACCUUCGACAUCUUUUCAAAAAAAAUAUAAAAUUUCAAACAAUUUUACAUAGAUGUAUGUUUCAAUAAACUACCUUAUUUACAUAAAAUACGUCAUAUUAUUGUUCUAUUUUAUUUAUAUUCAAAGAACAUAUUACUGUAUCUAACGUUUAUUUAAGACAUUCUGCAGUAUAAUAUAAUCUUAAAAAUAUUUUUGUUUCCAAAACCAAAUGCAUAAAAAAAGCAUAAUCGAUAUUUUUGAUUAUUCUUUGUUAAUAUAAUGGGAUUUGUGUUGUUUUUUUUAGUGGAUUGAUUAUCCCGAUCAAGUCCAACGAAACGUUAUGCACAUAGGAAUAUGCAUUCCAGAUUCUUGUACUGCUCACGACCUUCAAAUAUCACUGCAAAAAGAAUUAGACAAUGUGCUGUUAACCGAACAAGUCAAAGCUUUUGUUAAAGUGAAUCCAAUUACGUGCACUGUCAGCGGAGAUAUGUAUUCUUACGAUACGGGAUAUUAUAUCACUACGUAAGUUAAUAAUAUUACUAACAUCAAAAUAGCUAUUAUUUGUAUUUAUAUUAUGAACUAAAAAUAUACUAUUGAGCUAAUUCGUAGUGAAUAUCAAAUGUCUGUAGUAUGUGGGGUGCAGGGGGGUUCAAAAUGUUAAACACCGGGAAAAAGUAUGAGAAAGCCGUAAAAAACGUAGGAAAACCGAGAAAAUCGGUAAAACAUUAAUCAAAUAUUAUUAAAGAAAAUAUGUAAAUCCUAUUUAACUAUUUUAUUAUAAUAUGGCAUAUAUAUAGUUGACAAAGAAUCACUAUCAACCGAACUCCACUCAGAAUCGUUUUUUCAUAAGCAAUGGUUUAUCUUUAUUAAAUGUAUACCUAUUAAAUGUAACCUGUGUGGCUGCACCCGUUACCAUUAUCUUUGGAUGUAUUUUUGAUUUUGGAUUACUUAAAUUCGGAUUUUAAUUUUCGGAUUUAAAAAAUAUGAAUUCCGAAAAUUAAUAUUAUCAAACUUCAGAAAAUCCGGAUUUUUUGCACCACAAUUGGGAAGGUCUUCAGAAUUUAUAUCGAUUCCAAGUUCAUAUAAAUGGAUAGAAUUACGUUUUGGUAAAUUAAUAAAAAUUUUAAUACUUUUUUAUCUAAAUUAAUACAACCAGUGGUGGAAUUAGAAUUUUGUUAAGGAGAGGGAGGAGCGAUAUUCAUAGUUAAACACUAUACUUCCCCGAGGGAAAGAGAGCAAAUAAUGCAUUAAUAAAUGAUAAAAAUAACUCGUAAUUUAGUUUUCAAUUAUUAUUAGUAUUGCCCUAUGGUUAAUGACAAUAAUGACGGUACUUCACUAUAAGAAACGUUUUCAUUCAUAUUUAACAUUUUAGCAGUAUGCAUCGACCAUAAUAUUUUAAAAUGCCUAGUACAUCAAUAUUCAAUAUUAUAAUAAAGUGUAGAAAUGUUGAUAAUUUUAUUCUGUAUUUCUGUAAUAUCUUAUAUCACCAUAUUACCAUAAAUAUACAAAAAAUAAUAUUAGGUAUAUUUCAGUAAAAAAAAAAAAAAACAAGGGGAAUCAAUUUACUGUAUCUCCCCCUUAUAAAUAUGCCACUGAAUACAACGUUUGGAUACUUACAUUAUAUUUCAUGAAAAAUAAUACAAUAGUACCAAACUUAACGUACACGCACAUUUGAGUCAAAUGUAAUACUGCUCUAAGAAAGAUAUUACCCUAAAUGUAAACCUAAAACCUAGUCAAUAAAAAAUUAUGAUGGGUUUAGAUAAAUCGAGGAGGUGGAAAAACCACAUAAGGUAGAUCACAGGAAUUGGAAGAUUUCAGAAUAACACAAACGUGCUAAGGGAUACUAAAUUUUAGUUUGUUGAUAUAAAUUAUCGUGUUUUAGUUCUUAUGUGUUAAAAUUAAAAUGUGGAAAUAUCAAUAUUUUCUCAAAUGUGUUGUUACUAAAAGUACUUGAGAUCGCAUUAUAAAUUACCAUACAUUUUAAUUAAGAAUUAAUAAUGAAUUAUGCAGUUUUUCUGUUUAGCUUAAUAAUAAUAAGUACAUUUAGGAGGGAAGCAAGGAUAGUCUAUAACAACCAAUAACAUUAAUAUCAUACACGAUACACAUAUCUUACACUAAAUUAAAUUAAAAUAAAAUAUUUCAUGUAAGACUUAUUAGUUUUUUUUAAAAUUUUAGAUUUUGAGUGGAGAGAAGAAGCUUAUUAUUUUAACAAAAAUGUUUUUAUAUUUUUUUUAUUUAUCUGUGCACAAAUUUUCUACCAGAAAUCUUGCUCCGAUUUACAAUGAUAGCACUUUUUCUAAAAUUAAAUCCGACUGGUGAGGUACUUUAGAAAGGUCUUUUUUCAAUUUUCCCAAGAAUUCCCAGCAAAUGUGAAAGACCGGGAAAAACGUAGGAAAAACGUGAAAAUCGAUACAAAAUUAAACAAAUAUUAUUAAAGAAAAUAUAUAAAGCCUAUUUAAUUAUUUUACUAUAAUAUGACAUAUAUAUUGUUUACAAAGCAUCACUGUCAAUUGAACUCCCUUCAUUUUUCGUUAGCAAUGGUUUAUUGAUGCUUACAGGUAUACAUGAAAUUACCGAUAACAAUAGCUGCAUUCGUCUCCAUUAUUUUAGGACUUCUUUUUUAAUUGCAUGCCUAUUUAACUACUCUGUACGAAAAAAAAAAUCGAGUAUCAAUAUAAUCAUACAAUUAAUACAAUUUCGUAAUUACAAAUUACUAUUAAGAUAUUUGAAAAACAUUUUAAAAUGUAGUAUAUAAUAAUAUAAUAUACAUAAUUUAUACAUGCAUUGACAAUAUUAGUACAGGACUUUUGUAAUCGUAUGUUAUUAUUAAUUUUUAAUUUGUUUUCAGAUCACUAUUAAUAAUAUUAAUUUUGGUCUGUUUUGGUGCAACGAUACAUCAUUUCGUAGCAUUGUCAUACUACAAAAAUAAUAAAGAUGCCCGUAAGUAUAUAAAUCAUUUUUAUUUAAAGUUGUUAACUUACUGGAAAAUGGUUUGUCUUUGGAUUGGUAUAUAAUCGAACCAAAAUGUGUUAAUCUAUGCCUCCCGUAGAAUAUUAUUGAAAAGUUGUACCUAACUAAUUUUCAGAUCAGUUUUUACUGUCAAUAGAUGAUUAUUUGUAAUAUAAUUUAAAUUUUAUACUAUGUAUAACAAUAUAUUAUUUAAUUUACAGAUGUUGAGCCUGAUUCAAUUUACUAUUCGUUUUCAUUUAUUAAGUCGAGCCGAGAAUUGUUAAAGUUUGAUAAAAACAAUGAAUUGAAUUAUAUAAAUGGUUUUAAAGUUAUUGUAAUGCUUGGUGUUUUAUUUGGUCACAGAGCCAUGUUUUUUUUGGGAAACCCUUUCAGUGUUAGUAAAUUCGUAGAAAAUGUAAGUAUAAAAUAUUUAAAAACAUAUGUUAAUUAGUAAUUAGUUAAUGGAUUUAUUUAAUGAGGAAUAAAUAAUCAUACUACUACUUGUAGAAUUAAUUUUUUUUUAUUUUGACGUCUUUUAGACCAUUAUCCAAACAAAUCCGUUCCCAUCCAUCCGGGUUUUCUACUAGUUUCCGCCAAUUUGUAUUCGGAUGAAAAACUACCAUUUCACUCAUUUUUACAAUUUUCUUAGUUUCUUCAGUAAUAUUAUUUUCACCAUACUUCUUUGUUUUCUCCUUACAUAUUUCGCCCACUCCGGAUUUUACCUUUUAAUUCAGUUUACUAUAUCUGGUCUGAUAAAAAGAAUUCUUAGUUCUUUGUUAUAGUUUCUUCGCCAUUUAGCCAUUUUAAUAUGCACAACAUUAUAAUGUCAAAUUUAUUGUGUAUGACUUGUAACCAUCUAAAGUUUAGACCUGGAGGGUUAGGGAAGACUUAUUAAUUUAUCAUUUAAAAAUAGAUAUUCAAUUUAUUACCCUUUCCUAGGUAUAUACUUAUUUAAGGUACAUGGAGUUGGGGCAAUAAUUAAAAAUGAUUAAAAAAAAAAAAACCGAAAUCAAAUUCACUUAAACCCUCUGAGAAAAUUGUUGGUUCAUUUAAAAAAAAAUUGCCUUAUAUUGAAAAUUAGGUCUUACUGAGAGAACUCAUGUGAAGUCAAGGACUUAUUAAUUUUUUGGUAGUUAUACUAUUAAUACAACAAGAACAAAACUAAUCAUUAAAAUACACAAUUGAAAUAAUACAAAUCAAAAAGAGGGAAAACAUAAAGAAAAUCAAGUAUAUUGUUAUUUAAAAUUGAAUGAAACUAUUUUUUUUAGAAUAAGAAUUACAAAUCACAAUAUUUACAUCAAUAAAUUAUUAACAAAUUAAUCGCCACUAUAAAUGUAUCAUCUAAGUCUAAUAACCAAAGUAAAAUUUUUUUUUUAAUUGUUUAAGUGUAAAAUUUGCAAUAUUAUUUGGUAUUACUGUCAAUAAAUAUCUUGGUGCCAAUUAUUUGAAAAUGUCUUCAUGAUAUUGUUUUCUUUGACAAAAUCAUUAAAUAGUUAUUUUUAGCAUACUUAGUAUUGAUGCCGUUGUACGUAGGUUUUUUAGAAAUAUAGGAAUUGUUUCAUAACAAAAUUUUCUAAUAGUUAACAUAUACAGAUCUGUAUACAGAGUUUCAGUUGGCUAUCUUUGAUUACUAAGAAUAACAUUCAAAAUUUGAUUUUUGACAGACUUGUAAUUCUGUUAAAACUUUAUCAAACGCUUCACUCUAUCUAACUAUAUUAUAUAAUUAAUUAUAACUGAUUCUAUCAAAGCUAAAUAUAUUUGAUGCGGCUUGUGUAAGUCUAAUAUAUUACGAAGAACUCUAAAAAUAUAAAUGAUCUUAAUUGGGCAUAUGAUGUUACGGGUUUUACAAACUCCGGACACAGAGCUCUUACUGGUGAAAGCCCAAGUGGGUGAUUAUAGUAGGCAUAUAGUGUUAUUUCUGUAGAGUGGAGGAAUUCACUUUAAGUUGACAAUACCAAUCUCUCUGUAUAGGUUCCUAUGGAGUAUUGUUAUAAAUAAUUUUAAAAUAAAUUUAAAAUAGUUCUAUAAGGGUUAUGGGAUAAAGUCAUGACAAAUAUUACAUGACAGUAAAUACAAAUAGAAAAUAGAAAAACAGUUUUAAAAUUUUGUCAUUACUAUAUUAAAUUAGAUUAUUAUACUCAAAAAAAAAUAACAAUGUUCACCAGGGUUAGACUGCCCUAUAAAAUCAGCCUAGGAAUAUAUAUUUUACCGUUCCCAAAAUAUGCACAAUAUAAUAUUAGGCAAUCCUCUUCUGUCCUGGAUUUCUUCCUAUUGUACCGCUAGAAGAAAAUUUGUUUCCAUUAAUGGUGUUUCUUCCAAACUGGUUUCCAAACUUUGUUUUCCUACAGGGUGGGUAUUUCAGUCCACUUUUUUCGAAUAUGCGUUAAUUGUUCGCCGAAAAUAGUUCGAAUACGACAAUAAUUAUUCGCGCAAAACGUAUUCAAAUAAGUACGAUAAUAUUGUUGGCGUGAACAUUUUUUGGAUAUGAUCUAUACGACAGUCUGCCAGUGACAAUAUUAAAUUAAUAUCUUAUCGAUAGCUUUACGUUAUCGAACUUUAUAUGGAUUUCCUAAUGGGUUACGCUAUAGUAUUAAUAAUAGGUACCUUAUACUAGUACUUACAUCACACAAACCUAUGCAACAUUCAAGUAGUUAACAUUCACCAGUAUUUUGUCCGUUUUAUUUUAAUUUAUAUAUAUUAUAUGAAAUUUUAUAAUAAAUUACUGUGGCUUUGAAAUAUAUAAAACGUAACCUGGGUACAUAUAUACUCGUGUAUGAAAGAUAUAUGUUUUAUACAUAUUAAACUUAAUAGCCCCUUUACUGGUUGAACGUAUUUGAAAAGAUAAUGGACAGACAUUUCCCUAAAAUUAUCACAAUUUUUUUACAAACAAUUUAUUGUCGCAUUCGAAUAAUUUUUGUGGGAACUAUUUUCGACGAACAAUUGAUGUGAUACAUUUUUUUCAUAUUGUUCAUAAACUCCCUUAACGACAAAAACGCUAUUGCCAAAGCUCUUCUAUUGACCAAUGACCUUAAUUUAUUCAUCAAAGUUAAUUCUCUUUCUGACUGUUUUCAUCUUUAAUCCAACCUUGAUUCUUUCUAUAUUUGGAUUGAUAAGGUCAAUCUUUGUCUUAACUUCCUAAUUACUUCACACGCGACCAGUUUUGCAUUGAGUGCAUGCAGAAUAAGUUUUUCUUAUUACCCUUUACUCUUACCGAGUUAGGCUGAGUCUCCGUCGUCUCUUAUUUUCUUGAGGGUGCCAUCGACGUUCCAGAUCUAUUGUCAAUCAUCUUUUCCCGGGUUCUCUUCUACUCCACUAGAAUUCAUUCCCUGUUCUACUUGAUUCAACCACGCACGUCUCAUAGUUUUAAUAAACCACUGUUUCUCGUAUCUACUCAAUACUGCUUAAUCCGGGACUUUUCCAUCUCUCCCUUUUGGUUAAUUACCCCGAUUCUGCCACCCCUUAUACUUAGUUCUAGUUAACUUUAAGAUCAUCAUAUACAAAAUUGACUGUUUUAGAAUUUAAAUUAACAAAUAUUAUUUUUGCAGUUUUUUCUUGAUGGACCGAAAAUUUUGAAAUCCGGUAUGAAUAUAGUCGAUCCAUUUUUUUUUAUAACCGGAUAUCUUACGUACUUUACAGUUUAUCCGACGUUUUCUAAACCGGGACCAGGUUGGCUAAAGUUUGUAUCACCAAUUGUAUAUCGAAUUUUCAAGUGAGUCAUCACAGUUUUCGCACCGUUGUGUUUAACUGUAUUAAUUUAAAAUAGAAUUAGGAACUAAAAAAGACAUCAUCUACACAGUGUAGUUAUAUUUAUUCUCAUAAGAUAUCAGUAUGUUAAAAUAUAACUAAAAUAAUAAUGAACGUUAGUGAAUUUUCAAAAUUAUUUUAGAAUGCUACCGGCUUAUUGUGUGAUAAUGGCAGUCACAGCUUAUAUUGUACCACAUGCUGGAGAUGGCCCAUUCUGGCCCCAAAAUAUCUGGCAAGAAGCUGAGAAUUGUAAAAACUAUUGGUGGACGAAUUUAUUGUUUAUAAGUAAUUUUAUCGAUGUCAAGAACCAAGUGAGAUUUUAACAUUUUUUUAUUUACACUUAAAGUAUAAUAAAUUAUUUUGUAAUAUUGUUUUUGUAAUAAUUGUGUUAUUAUGUUACGCAGUGUUUGUUAAUAAGCUGGUAUCUAUCAUGCGAUAUUCAGUUUUUCAUAGUUGGUGUUAUCAUUUUAUACAUAUACUCGAAAAAUAAAAAAUCCGGCAUUGGGUUACUAAGCGUUUUACUUUGUAUAUCGUUUUGCAUACCAUUUAUUAUUACGCUUUUGACGAAUAGAGACAGCAUAGUAAAAUUGAACUUACCGUAAGUACCUUUUAAUAUAAUAAUACAAUAUCUAACUCGUUCUCCUAAACAGAAUAUUUAGAGAUUAUUUGGUUGCCUUAAAAAUAUUAUUACGCUUUUAUUGAUCCUAAAUAAUAGUUUAAAUAAGUCUAAUAUUAUCUAAUAAUACCUUUGUUCAAUAAUGUUAAUUUAAUAAACUAAUAUUGUUGAACGCUCUAAUGAUAUGUAUUGAACAAAAAACUAAUUUUAGAUUUUUAAAAAACCCAAGAAGUUCAUCAACGUUUAGCGAUUCAUACAGACCAAGUUACAUGAGAGCCAUUCCAUUUUUCUUGGGCCUGACAAUGGGUUUUAUAGGUCCAAAAUUAAAGGAAAGAAACAUACGAUUUUCACAGGUAGUAUUAUAAUUUAUACAAUUUGAAAUAAGCGAAUGUUUGUGUAAAAAUACCAUUUGGAUUUAUAGAUUACCGUAUUCGUCGGGACAUCCAUUGCGAUUGUAAUUUGUUUGUACGUUCAAUUUUAUGGGAAUAUAUUCUACCAAAGAAACAGACCUUAUUAUUCUAUAGAACAAGCACUGUACGCUUCGCUCAAUCAUUGUACCUGGACAGGUCUAGGAAUAGUGAUUUAUAUAUUCAAUAUCACAUCUGGUUAUGGUAAGGGAAAUUUUAUCCUACGUUUAACACCUAAGAUAUUAUUGAUUUAUAUUGGUAAAUUGGUAAUUACGGUAGGUAAUAUACGAUUAAUUCAAAUAAUUAGAUAGAAACCAUGUAUAUUACAAUCUAGUAAUCUUUGCUUAUACGCUUUUUCUUAUAUGAUAUAGUAUUAUAGUUGUAAAUACAGAGUGAUUUUUUUAAAUAAUAAUAAUAAUUUUAUUAUAAAUUAUUUCCAAUUUCAAAGUGAUAAAUUGACAGGGUAAAGUGACAGUUUAAUGAAUAUGAUGAAGGAAAUAAUCUAUUAAUAUUGAACAAUUAAAUUAUCAUGCAAAACAAACUAUUUUUAAUAAAUGUAUACACGAAUUAAUAUACUGAGUUAUGAAUUAUAAUAUAUUAUACAAAAUAAACUAAACUAUUAUUAAUAAAUUAAGGAUAUAAUAAAAUAAUUUAAGAUAGUAAACAGUGUUAACUGGAUAAAAUAUUUAACAAAAUAAGUAAAGUAUAGUGUUAAAUAUAUCUAAAUUAUGAAUUGAGUUUCCCGCGGUUACAAAAAUCAUUUGCCGUGGUGUAUAACGUAUUUUUUUUUAUUAAUUAGUGAAGGAUAAAAUAAUGAUUGGUUUAAUUUAAAAUUUGAACGCUUAAGAAGUUCAGGACAGUUAAUAAUAUUAUGUAAUAAUUUAUAAAGAAAUUUACAGUUCAACAAAUUUAUUCUUUAAGACAUUGUUUUAAAAAAACUACAAGUAACAUAAUAUUCUGAAUGAGGAAAUCUUUCUACAUGGCAUUUAUACGAUAAAUAUCUUAGGAAGUUAUUUUAAACUGAGGAUAAACUUUGAUUUUAUGUGAUAUUAUCAGUGUAACAAAUUAAGGCAAUAUAAUCAAAAUUUAUUUAUUUAUUUCGUAUGGAAUGGGUCUCAAACACAUAAUACACUAUUCACUUUCUAACUGUAACAAAUAUAGAAUAAUAAAAUAAAAACAGAACAUAAGGUUCUGGUAGUACACAUAUAGUUGUUAAAUAUAUUAUAUAAAUUGUAAACGCAAGUAAAAUAAAAUAAAUCAACAUAUAAUAAUAUUGUUAUAAAUAGUAGUUAAUUAUAAGUCUAAGUCAAGUUCUAUUAGCCAUUCUAUUGCCUCUUUGGUAGCUUUGUGGAUUCCUUCAGUCUCUUGUUCGAAUNAUUCCUUCAGUCCCUUGUUCGAAUGACCUCCUGGGACACGAUUCCACGAUGUGUUUCAUGGUCUGUUCCACUUCCCCACAAUCACACGCUGCACUAUCUUUGUAGCGGCAUUUGAAUAAUAAAGAUCCAUAUCUUCCCUGUCCUGUCCUGAUCUGAUUUAUUGUUGUCCAUUGGUUUCUUGGUAGUGACAUGCCUUCUAUUUUUUGGUCGGGUCUAGUAAUAAGAUCUUUAUUAGUAACAUGUGAUUUUGUCUACUCUUCAUUCCAUAAUGUACUACUACAAAAUUGUGUGUUGAUUAGGUUCUUUGUUGUUAAGCCAGAUGGUUUUCUGGAUUUUAGUCUAUUUAUCGGUUUAUCCCUUAGCAUUUGGAACAGUAGUGACCCUUUGUAGUUUAGGCAUGAAGUUAUAGUGUUGACUAGAGCCUCUUUCCUCCGGAUGUGGGGUGGUGCUAUAUUUGUCAGCACUGGGAGCCAAGGUGUUUGGGUUGAAUUUACAUAUUAAUGCAUUGUCUUUAACAUAUUUAAAUAAUGUUUGGAAUUGUUGAAAAACCUCAUUUGAUAGUGGAACAAAUUUUGAAAGCAAUAUUUUCAAUAAUGUGUGCACUGUUACCCCAUUAAUAGCUACUGCCGCCUUUCCAGUGGAUGCGCAUGUUACGUAAGCAUUGCAAUAGUCAUCAGUUUUAGAAAAUUGUUUGUAACAAUUCAUGAUGAAUUUAAUAACAAAUGUCUUACCAUAUUCGGUCCAGUGUUAUAACUAAGUAUUUUGGAAUGUAAUUGUGGUUUAAUUGUACAUUAUCAAAUCUUAUAUCUAGCGUUUUUCCAGCUUGUUUGUUAUUAAGGUGAAAUGCACAUACUUCUGUUUUAUUUGGGUUUAGUUUGAGUCUCCAUCUUUGGAAGUAUGUGUUCAGGGUUGUUAAGUCUUUUGCCAACACUCUUUCACCAUCCACCAUUUCCAUUGAUUGGUAGGCAACCGCAAUAUCGUCUGUAAACUGGAAUAUGGUGCCCUCCGUUUUUGGUAGGUCGCUCAUGUACAAGUUAAAUAGUGUUGGUGCUAAUACCGGCUCUUGUGGAAGACCAUCAUUCAUUUUCCGCCAUCUACUUCCUUUACUAUCUAAGAACACUCUUAGCAGGCGGUUUGUAAACAUAUUGUUAAUUAGCUCAACAGUGUUUCUACAAUUGAUUGUCUUAGUAAAUUUGUACAUUAAUCCUUGCCUCCAUACUGUAUCAUAGGCUGCCGACAGGUCAACAAACACAACACUGGUCUUUAAUGUCUUUUGGUAGCCACUCUCUAUAAAUGUAGUGAGGGCCAAAACCUGCUCAGUGCAGCUACGGUUUUUCCUAAAUCCUUGCUCAAUGGAGACUACUUUGUCAAUGGUUGGCUGUGUACGUUCCAAUAUUAGUCUUUCUAAUAUUUUGUACGUGACGCUCGAUAAGGACACUGGCCUAAAGUCUGCCGCUUCUUUACCUUCUUUUCCAGGUUUAAGUAAGGCGAUCACUUUUGCUCUCUUAAAUUGUUUAGGUAUAUGACCUUUUUCAAGUAUGACACUAUAAAAUUCCGCAAGCCAUCUUCUAGUGUACGCUCCAGAGAAUUUUAAAAAUUCCGGAUAUAUGCCAUCAAAACCUGCUGCUUUUUGCGUUUUUGUCUUUUUCAGUGCUGUUUCUAUUUCCUGUAUCGAAAAAGGUGUAUCAUAUUCCGAUUGCUUGCUUAAUUCGUUUUUAGCUUUUCUAAGUUUUACUUUGAUUUCCUUUCCAAAAGUUUUAUCCAUAUUUACCUUUGCGGCCUUCACGAGUCUAGACGCAAUAUCGUUUGGUUUGAUACAUUUUAUUUGUGAUGUUGUUCUUGUAUUUCUGUCUCCAAGUCUUUUCAUAAGUCCCCAUGCUUUGUGGCUUGAUCUUGUAAAGUCCAACCUUUCGACCGAUUCAUGCCAUCUCUGUUUGCGGUUGUUAUUAAGUACUUUAAGCAUUUUGUCUGCGAUUUCAUAAUCUCUUGUCCUUUGGAAAUCUUCGAAUAAUUUCUCACAGUUUUUAUCCCAUGUAGGGAUAAACAUUUUCCUAAAGCCCCUUAGUAUGUGUUUCUUUGCUACCGUUUUGAUAACUCCAAUGAAACGUUCGUAGUUAUUGGCUACUGGUGGAAUCCAUUGUAAGAGGUGGUCUACUUCCUUGGCAUAUUGUUUCCAGUUAGCACGCCUAAAAUUCCAGCGAGGUUUAGGAAUUGACCGAACCAUUGGUAUUUGCAAGCCGUAUUUUAUAAUUACUGGUCUGUGUUGGCUGUGGGGGAAGUUUCUCAUUACCUGACGUGUGACCAUUAUAUUGUCAUUGAGUGACGCCCUUGAGACUAUGCUUAGGUUUGGAGUAUAUUCUUUUUGCCAUCUAGCUGACAAGAACGUUCCUUUAUCCUUUGAGCUGUAUACAAGAUAUAGAUUAUUCAAUAUGAUCCAUUCGUCUAGUACAUCUCCGUUACUGUCAUUGCUGCCAUAUCCCCAUGCUGUGCUAUGGCUAUUAAAAUCGCCUAUAUAUAUAUUGCUGGGUGUUUCAAUACUUUUAUUGGAGGACUACACCAGGUUUCAUUGGGGGGUUUAUAUAUGUUUGCGAUGUUAACUUCAUUUAUUCUGGUUAUUAAGAUAAAAAUGUUCUCUGAGACUGAUUUUGAUAUAGUCUCCACAUCAUCUAAGUCUUCCUUCACGUACGUUGCAACACCAUAUUGUUUGUGAUGAAUUGAGUCGAGUAACAAAUAACCUGGUAUAAAUCCUCGUUUCUUUAGGUCCUUGUCGUCUACUGUGUGUGUUUCUUGUAAUGCGAUAACAUCAACUCGUUCAUUGUUCAUAAGUUUGCUCAAUACCUCGCACUUGUCUCUCGAUAUACCUUCGAUAUUGAAGUGGCACACCUUGAGGUUAGCCCCAAUAUCACGCGUCAGUUGGUCCUUAAAAGGACCGUUUUUAUUUGUCAUAUCAGUAUCAAGAUAGUGUGUUACUCAUGUGUUUGAUGAGCUGGGUAUCAGCGCCUAUGUGGUGGUAUUGGUUAUGCUAUUUUGAUUGCUUCUACUUGUUAGGUUUCGGCGUGUGAAAUAGCAUAUGCAGGGAGGCUCACGAGCAGGCUACCACCAUCCCCCCAUAAUCAAAAUGAGACCGUACUAAUGAGUAGUAUAUAAUUUUAAAUGGCAAUCGUAAAAAAGACGUUUUAAGAUAAAGGGGAUGGGUGCAACUACUGUUAUAGAAAAUUUAAUGUAUACCUGUAAGCAACGAUAAACCAUUGAUUAAAAAAAAAAACAAACGAUUCUGAGCGUAGUUCAGUUGAUACAUUGUCAACAACAUAUAUGUUAUAUUAUGGUGAGGUAAUCUAAAGUACCUCCUUAGUAAAAUUUCCUUUUAGAAACAUUGCUAUCAUUAAAAGUUGGAGCAAAAUUACAGGUAGAAAAGUUGUUAACAAGUAAAAAAAAAAAAAUAAACAUCUUUGUAAAACCAACAUAGAAUUUGCUCCACUUAGAAUCUAAAAUUGAGAACUAUUUAGUUAUAAUUCAUUAAAAUAAAUACAAUUUAUGCUACUAUUUCAGUUUUAGUGGCAUAAGUGUAUAAACUAGUCAAUGAUAUUAGUAUAUCGUGAUGGAUUUUUUUUUUUAACUAUUUAAUAGUAUAGUUAUAAUGUAUCCAUAUAUAUAAUGUCCCUAUAGAUACACCACUGAAUUUAUUAAUGUUUCACAAUUUUUAGUCUAUUAUGAUAUGUAAUUAUUUCUAUGUCCUUUAAGUAUAUUGUUAAUUGCAGCUUAUUCAAUAUGAUUAGUGAAUUAUCUCAUAGUUUUUUGGUUUGGAUUCAUACCGGUAUAUCCGUUGAUUUUGACUGCCCAACGAUUUGUACUGAGGGAGUUGAUUUCGUAGAACAGUGAAAAAAUUCUUUCAAAUUCGACUCCCAUUUUUUUUUUUUUUGAAUCCCUCUUAAUGGUCGUCGAGAUCUUCGAGGAGUCGAAAAUUCUUCCGGUUGUUUUCCGACUCCUUGAUGGAAAAUCGAUGUCUCUUGGUUUAUUUCGACUUCUUUUUAAAAUUUUCCUUAACUUUUACUGAUUUUGUUCUAUGUAUGUUUUUACUAUUUUUAUUAUUUUUAUUAAAUAUUUGAUUAUUUUGUAUAUAUUUUCUUAUUAACGAAGAUAAAAUACCAAUAGGUAUGUAUAUUGAAAUUAAUUUUAAUUAAAUAAUACUACAUAUUUAUAGGAUUUUAUACAUUUUUUAUGUUACUAAAUUAUUAUAUUAUUAUGAUUUAUGACCUUUCUUUGAUACAAUUAUUUUUAUGUCGUAGUUUUACGAUAGGUACGAUAGGUUUGAAUUACUUUUUUUUUCUGUUACACUUUUAACAACAAACAAUAACGAGAAUACUUUUCAGCGAGAAUAUUUCUUUUCUAAUAGAAUAUAAUAUGUACUUACUAUAAAUCAAAUGCAACACUUAUUGGUUAUUAUAAGUUUAAAAAUAAAAAAUUUGAAGUUAAAGCUUCAAGUUUUUAAUGUAGAUUAUUAUUUAAAAACCAAUUGGGUAGGUUUCAAUGCCAAGAAUAAUAGUCAUGAAACAUUAUAGAGUUGCUUGUUUUUAAAUUUUCUAAAAGGUAAAUUUUGAAAAUAUUUUCUAAGAUAAUGAGUGUCUUACGUUACAUUCUGUAUACAGUUUUGCUCCCUGAAAAAAUUCAAAGUGAUAUUAUAAUUUAAUAUAAUAAACAUUACUUGUUAAGUUAAAAAAUAUUGUUUUGUUAAUGAAUGUGACAAAAAAUUUAAUUCAUGAUACAUUUGUAGAAAAAUCUUAAAAAAAUAAGGGCCUGAAUCUGAAUGACCACACUUCACAAUUUCAUAUGCAAAUCAACUAUAAAAAGAUUUCAUAAAAUUAUAAAAUUUACAGAAUAUAAAGUUAAAUUAUUUUGUAUAAAUAUAAAACCUUAUAAUAAUAAAUACCUCUAUUAUAAUAUAAUGUUAUUCUAUGUUUCUUACAGGUCUAUUAAUGAAAGUACUUAGCAAUAGAUUAAUUAUACCUUUGGGAAGGCUAUCAUAUUCUGUUUUCUUGGUCAACCUUAUUGUAAUGAUGAUGUCACAAAGUACACAGAGAUUACCCAAUUAUGCUUCUAUGGAUAAUAUGGUGAGAAAUUUUAGUAAAUAAAUAUUAUGUUAUAAUUUAUAAAUAGUACUUACAUAAGAAUUGCUCUGUCCAUGUUGUGAAACUAAUCUUAAUUUAAUAUUUUUUAUUUUUCAGAUCAGGGUAGUGAUACAAGAUGUAUUUAAAACCUAUUUAAUGGCCCUGUCAUUAUACUUGGUUGUCGAAGCUCCAUUUGGAAAUUUGAUAAGAUUACUUUUCGGGCGAGGGUAAAUCCUUAUUUUUACAUACCUAAUAUAACGUAUACUGUUCUUUCUAGUUUUCCUUUAUCCAAAUUAUUAUUAAUUUUAUAAAAUAUUAUUAUUGUGAGAUCGUCAUCAUAUACUAAGUAGAGACUUGUAACUCUCUACUGUAGGAUGAAUUAUUACUAAUUAGGUAUUUAUUUAACAAUUUUUAGGCCGAAGAAAUGCUCAUCCGAAGAUUCAAAUGAAAUACCACACAAACCAACUAUUAGUUUAGAAUUUCAAAAUAAAGAGAUAAGUCAUUUGUAAAAAUUACAUAUUCUUGUCACUUUCUACUUAGUUUAAUAAGUAAUUUUUAUAGUGUUUACAUGUAUUUUAUGUUUGCAUUUUUAUUUUUUCAUAUUGAACUCAUAAUUGCAUAUAAUAUUUGUUACCAUGUUAGUAUAAAUUAUAUAAUAUAACACUAUUAUUAAUUUAUCAGCCGUUCAUAAUAAAAAUAUUCCACGCAUUAUUUAAUAUUUAUUCUUACAAAUAAAUUGUGUGCAUCAGUGAUCCAUGUUAGUACAGUCUCUUUCGAUUGUUUAGAUAAUUACUAUUGUAGACCUUAUUUGUAUUUUGGAAUAAUUUAUUGUUAGGCGAUUAAUUAAAAAUAAAGUAUGUACAAUUUUACUAUGUAUUUGUUUUUUUAUUUUAAAUAUAAUAUAUAUAUAUUAGCAGAACCCUGUUAGAAUGAGGAAUGCAGCAAUGCCAUAAAAAAGCCGGAAACACUGUUUAAAAAAUACAUGUC
Cinara cedri is the source of this 19494-nucleotide messenger RNA. The record is from the annotation of a GenBank genome assembly. NCBI's taxonomy places the organism in Eukaryota, Metazoa, Arthropoda, Insecta, Hemiptera, Aphididae.